Messenger RNA from Cydia fagiglandana, 2558 nucleotides. RefSeq lists its product as uncharacterized. The record is from RefSeq and is a predicted model, not a curated record. Gene Ontology annotation, molecular function: nucleic acid binding. The transcript has 2 exons. Bases 1081 to 2121 code for a protein of 346 amino acids. Lineage: Eukaryota; Metazoa; Arthropoda; Insecta; Lepidoptera; Tortricidae.
ACUGUCCUAAGACUCAAACUAUAGUAAAGUUUCACUCUGACGUUGAAAUUGUAAAACAGGGUGUUCCACAAGGCAGUAUACUUGGUCCGUUAUUGUUUCUUAUAUAUAUAAAUGAUCUACCUAAUAUUACUAAGCAUAAAGUAACUCUGUUUGCUGAUGAUUGUUCAGUUGUUGUUUGCUGCAAAGACCCUGCUACUUACGAGCUUGAAGUAAAUACUGUUUUCCAUGAUAUUAAUGUUUGGCUAGAAAAUAAUAUGUUAAGAGUUAAUUUAAAUAAAACAAAUUAUAUAGAAUUUCAUGCUCCUCAGGGUAACCCCACAAAUAUCAACAUUAUGUAUAAGAAUGUAAAGAUACAUAGCGCAACAUCUUUGCGAUUUUUAGGCGUAAUGAUAGAUUGUCACAAUAGUUGGGAAGUCCAUGUUGAACACUUAAUUAAGAAAUUAACUAGGUUUAGAGUCUGGCCAUCGAAACGUGAUAUUGACCUUGGAACAGAAUUCUUUAUAUGGCAACAGUCAACACUUGUCAAACCCUAGUACAUUGUUUGUCAAGUCGUGUCAAUUUUCGGAAUAACAAACGGUUAUCUUGCGUUAUUAUGUCGAAACCCAUAAAAAGUUCAGCUAGGAGGUUAAUUUAUACAAUGAUGUGUAAAUUUAAAGCAAAACAAGAAGAGCGAGCCUCUGCCUUUCGCGAGAAAGAACGAUAUUUCCAUGAAAUAAUGGCUGCCACAGGUUAGUGCACUGUAAUGAUUUUGAUAUUUGUUGAAUAGUUUGUACUCCAUACUCCAUAGUUAUUUCAAGACAUAUUUCAUUGGACUAAAGAUAUUAUUCGUUUAGUUAUGUUUUUGUUGUUGGUUUCAGCUUGAAAUAGUGGUUUCUCCUACAUUUAGAGGUUAUGUUCCGAUUGUAAUCUGAAAGAUAUUUAUUGCAUAUAUUUUUUAUUUCAGAGAGGAUAAGAGAUAAAGCCGAUGACAGCAGCUUAAAUCAGUUGAAUGAUAUUAAUAAUGCUGUGAAGAGUUUACAACAACUAGAGGAAAAUAGUCGGCUCAAAACGGAAAUUCAAUUUGUGCAAGAAAUUUCUGCAAUGACAGAUGUUGGUACAGCUACUAUCAAAAGAAUAAAAAAAGAAGGACAGUCAAAUGCAGGUGUUUGGAAUACUCCCGGGAAAAAGCGUCCACAUAAACCAACAGUUGCCAAUUUGGAUAGUUUUGACAUUAACGCGAUCAGGCAGAAGAUCAAUGAAUACUACACAGUGAAGAAACAGGUGCCUACUUUACGUACCUUGUUAACAGAUUUAAGAGAGAGCAUAGGAUUUACCGGAUGUCGUGAAACGUUGCGCAAAAUUUUAUUAUCCAAUGGCUUUGAGUUCAAAAAAAAUAUAAACGAACGUAGUAUAAUCAUGGAGAGAUAUGACAUAGCAGCAUGGAGGCACAGAUUUUUGAGAGCCAUUAGUAAAUACCGCCAGCAAGAAAAGCCGUUAAUUUAUUUGGAUGAAACAUAUAUUCAUCAAAAUUAUAGGCCAAAAAAAUCAUGGCAAGGUCCAUCUACUAGCGGCGUGAUUGAAAAAAUUUCCCCAGGAAAACGUUUCAUUAUUGUACAUGCCGGGUCCGAAAAAGGAUUUGUGCCUAAUGCCCUCUUGGUUUUUAGCACAAAAUCUAUGUCAGCUGAUUAUCAUCACGACAUGAACCGACAGAACUUUUUAAAAUGGCUGCAAGAGAAAUUAAUCCCUAAUUUAAGGGAACCAAGUGUAAUAAUAAUGGAUAACGCAAGUUAUCAUUCAACUCAGGUAAAUAAACCACCCACAAUGCAUCAGAGAAAGGCAGAAAUUCAAGAUUGGCUCACUACCAAUGGAAUUGAUUAUGAAACUUACAUGUCGAAGGAAGAGCUGAUGUGUCUGGUGGACAAAUACAAGCCCGACCCAAAAUUAGGGCUCCCGGUAUCCGUGUUACACGCCGAAACGAAUACCCGUGUUCUUAAGACCGGCGGUGCUAAGAACACGGUUUACACGGAACCGCCGGGAUCCGGAUACGUAUCCAAGAAACGUUCCCAAGAAACGUUUCUUAGAUACGUAUCUCCGUUUACACGGGUACUUAACACCGGCCCGAACGGAUCCGAAACAGUUUGAGCCAAUCAAUGCUCUAGGUCUGGGUAUGCAAGGACUAGUAUUGAAUGUUAACUUCAGAUGAACUCGUUUGGCGUAAGAAUUUUUUUAAAUUAUUUAUAACAGUUUUAACACAUGUGUUAAUAUAUCAUAUUUAGCCAACUAUACAAUAUGUCCCUAUUCUAUAUAGUCUACUAUUUUUAAUUUUAAACCUACCCGUCCCUAGUUUAGAACCUUCAUUUUUUUACUAUUAUUGCUUUUAAGCUAAUUUCAUUACAUAUUACAUUUCAAUCAAAGAAACACAUUUUAUAUACUUAUAAUGGUGUAAGUUAUAUAGUUUCGCGAAGAAUACGUGUGCAGAUAAAUACUACCUACGACUACUUAGUGGUCAUUUGUUAUUUUUAUCAAUUACCUAACUGUUGCGCGAGAACAGCAAAUCCACCAACGAUGCAAAAGAAAGU